GAUGGGGGGGGGGCGGGUGGGGCUGGGGAGGGAGGCUGGGGGUUUGAGGCAAAGGCAAACGAGGACUCACGGAGGAGAGGAAGACAGCAUCCAGUCCAGGUUUGUUGUGAACAAACGUGGACGCAGACCCGGACGAGCUGCCGCGGAAGUCGUCUUCCCUCCUCCGUCAGCGGCCUUUUCUGACCUUUUUUUGUUUUGUUUUUGUAUCUGUGACGCCCAGCUCCAUCAGCGGCGUUAAGCAGCUCACCUGCCACCUGUCGCGCUGAGAGACACACACUGACUGUACAUGCUGUACAGAUGAGUCUCAGCAGGGAAGAGACUGCGGAUAAGAGAAUAAGGAAACCUCAGCUCAUUCAUUAAGUAGGAAAAUUGGAAAAUCAAUGUGUAUUUUUAUUCAUAUGGCUUAGCAGUUAGCUGUUUUGUGUUUGACAUCAUGUCAUUGUUUUAAUUUUCAACAGCCUGUCAUCAUUCUGUAACGCUUCUGCUGUUUUUAGAUCAUUUAUAUUCCACGAUAUCAGUGUUUGUUUAUAACGAGGAAACUGACCUCGAGUAAGAUAACACGACUUAUCUCAGUUUGUUCCCUAAUUUAUUACUAAACAGUCUCCAGUUUGCCUUUUUGUCAGAUUCCUCGGAGCAGGGAAACCUAACCGGACAGGGGGAGCAGCCGUUUCAGAUGGGCCAUCAUGUACAUAACACUUUUAUAUAGCUGAUAAAGGCAGACGAAUACUUGUUUGUGUAGAUAUUCCCCAUGAACAUUGAAUGUGCAUAGCUUCAUAUGGUCUUUGCUCUUAAACUGGAUGCUCAUUUGUAAUUCUUUUAAAAGGUAAAUUGUAAUUUGUAGCUACCUUGGUGACACAUUUCCUGUGGCUGUGCAUAUUGAUUGUACUUGAUGCAUAGAGCCUCGUUCCUACUGUAUUAAAAAGGCAGUAAAAUGCACGUGUGGGUUCAAGUUGAAUUGAUCUUCAUGAGUGUCUGGGACCCUUGCUGAUUGUGCACGAUUUUCUCAGGUGGCAGUCUGAAGCCACCAGAAGCUAAGUUAGCAUUGUUUACAGCGACCCUCCCCCACCCGGCUUUACCGGCUCCUCCUACUCGGCAAGCUAGCCAGUUAGCUGUCGCUGGGGGGAAAGCGGCCAGAAAUCCAGCUUGUUUAAAAAAAAUAAUAAUAAAAAUAACACCGAGGGCCUCCUGGAUGAGACUCGUUCAUCCAGAAAACACAAGAAACUGCCUUAAUGGGACGCGUGUUCAGUGGAUAUUACGACGCGAUGGCCAGCUAGCGAGCGGUCAGAAGCUAGCUGCGGCUAGCUGGUCGGCUACAUCACAGAGCUAGCUAACGGCUAGCUCCCGGAGCUCCAGCGACGAGCGACUAACUCGGUGUUUUUUCCGCCUUUUUGACAUUCGUUUUCGUGCCAUGACAUCUUUGAUUUGACCGAGCUUGGUUUGUACGUUGGUUAGAUUACGUUAUCAGGGGGACUGCUUUCUUUCUGUAAUAUGUAGGUCACUGUACCCCGGCCAGUGAUAGUUAUGUGGGCCAUAGACAUCAUCGGGUCGACCUAUUAGCCGAAACAGCUGGUUAGCACGAUAGCUAGCUGGUUGCCCGACGGCAGAGGAUUUUUCUUUAAUCUGUCAUUUCCAACGUAAAAGGCAAUAACGUUCAUGCUUGUGUGAGUGAGAAUUACUCUGCAGAUUGCGCGGCAGAGGUUAGCGUCGGGCUGAACGUUUUUAAUUUGGUCACAUUUUGGAGUCGCCGCCGGCCAUCGUUAGCUAGUUAGCUAACUAGCUAGCUAGCUGGAUGCUGUUAGCUAAGUUAACCGAGCAGCUUCACUAACGUUAACCAGGUAAGUGCAGCUUGCUACGAGCAAACGCGGAUUAAAGUGUACGAAUCGUUGAUUCGUGCGUUAGCUGUCACGCCGCAUCCAGGAUGUGUUUCAUGAAUUUAGCUGUGCUUGAACUCGACUUGCUUCAGACUUUUAAUGUGUGUGUGUUAGCUAGCUAAAUAAAUUAGCCUGGCUCCGGCUGCAGCGUUAACACAGUAGCUCUGCCUUUUCUUCAUCUUGGCAUCGAGCUCGCUUGUUUACAUCGGCGGCGUUAACGCUACACCUCCAGCUCAGCCUUCCCCGUUUGCACACGCAGGAAACUAACGGAUCAUGCGGAGCGGGGGGCUGCGUUUCCUGCGAGCCUAGCCGGGCGGCAGCAGCAGCUUUGGGGGGCGCACGAAGCGGACUGUUACGGGGGUUUUUGGUGAGAAGGAGGAUGGCAUUUCACGGCGCAGGCCGGCAGACCGUCUGCGGAGACUUGUUUCCGGGCUCUGAGCUGGGCCACAAGUAUUUCUGUGUCAACUCCUCCUGCGGAGCCCCCUCCACGGGCCUCAGCGCUACACCGUGCCUGACCGGACCCACUGCCCCGGCUGGGACCCCUCGCCACCCCACAGCUCUCGGAGGGAGCACCGGCGGCGGAGCAGCGGUGCCUCAGCCCUACAGCAACCCGGCCAGCGAGGUGCCCAGCCCCGCAGAGAUGGAGCCGGACCGCCCCAUCGGUUAUGGCGCAUUUGGUGUUGUCUGGUCAGUUACCGAUCCGCGUGACGGUCGCAAGGUGGCUUUGAAGAAGAUGCCCAACGUCUUCCAGAACCUGGUCUCCUGUAAGAGGGUCUUCAGAGAGCUGAGGAUGCUGUGCUUCUUCAAACAUGACAACGUUUUGUCAGCUCUGGACAUUUUGCAGCCUCCACAAAUCGACUGCUUCGAGGAAAUAUACGUGAUAACAGAACUGAUGCAGAGCGACCUCCACAAAGUGAUCGUGUCUCCCCAGCCUCUCACCACCGACCACAUCAAGGUCUUCCUCUAUCAGAUCCUCCGAGGUUUGAAGUACCUGCACUCUGCCGGGAUCCUGCACAGAGACAUCAAACCCGGAAACCUGCUGGUCAACAGCAACUGCCUGCUGAAGAUUUGUGAUUUCGGCUUGGCGCGGGUGGAGGAGCCCGACCCGUCCCGUCACAUGACCCAGGAGGUGGUGACGCAGUACUACAGGGCGCCGGAGGUGCUGAUGGGCUGCCGACACUACGGCUCGGCCAUCGACGUCUGGUCGGUGGGCUGCAUCUUCGCAGAGCUGCUGGGACGACGCAUCCUCUUCCAGGCGCAGAGCCCCAUCCAGCAGCCGUCGCUGUCGGUGCUCUACAUGCUGUCUGACGGAGCCACGCACGAGGCGGUGCACCUGCUCUGCCGGAUGCUGGUCUUUGAUCCCGCGAAAAGGAUUUCUGGCAGCGACGCCCUCUCCCACCCGUACCUGGACGAAGGGCGUCUGCGCUACCACACCUGCAUGUGUCAGUGCUGCUACUCUGUUCCCAGCGGGCGGGUUUACACCCGGGACUUCGAGCCGGUCGCCGAGCGGCCGUUCAGCCACAGCUACGAGAACAGUCUGCUGUCCGUGUGGCAGGGAAAAGAGUUAAUCCAUCGCUUCAUCACGGAGCACCAGCAGGGCAAACGGGUGCCGCUGUGCAUCAACCCUCAGAGUGCCGCCUUCAAGACCUUCAUCAGGUCCACUGCAUGGCACUCCUCCAAGGUGUCCAGGAAGGAGGAGAGAUGAACGCUCCUCCUCCUCCUCUUCCUGAGGAGCGACAGCAGUUUGAGGAAGGAUUUCAUUGGCCGUGGCAUCUGAAAAUACCGAAGAAUUUGGGUCUUUCCUUUUUCUUUUUUCUUUCUGUUCACCCGGCGAGACGAGGCGGGGAAACAGCCGACCCACCCGAGCUCCUCUUGAACACCUCGCUGUUUUUUCCCCUUCAAAUCUGCGAAGUUUCCAGAAUAUGAAAACUACUGCUUCAUUUUUUUUUUUUUUUUUAAACGACCCAAACAGCUGAUGCUCGAGGCGUUUUCGGUGCUGAAUUAAAACAACAUGCUGCUGAAGUCUCUGAGGAAUAAGAGAGAGGAAAGUAACUGAACUCGGUACUUCAUUGGAUUUUCCAUCGUUGUUAGAGACAUUAAGACAUAACGGUUUUAAUUGUUUGGUAGACGUGUUGCUUAGAUUUUUGAAGUCAUUCCAGCCCUGUGCAAUAUGGUUUAAUUUAAUCCGGAUUUUGGGACGCUUGCUGUUCGACCACGCACGGGAUCGGUGUGUCACAAGCUCCCCAAACGUGACGUUAUAACCCGCCAAAUGACAUGACGCCGCUAACCGCCAAACACCUCCAAGGUUUUCUCUUUAUGUUUUUUUUUAACUGCAUUUGAACACAUCACUCACUGUGUUUUCGUCCGCGCGGCGUCUUCGUGCGUCGACGCGGCGAUAAUAAUGCAAUCUAACAGAUGUAGCAGGUUUUAACCACCGUUCCCCCGCUGGUUCCCCGCGCGCCGUUAGCUUCGUCGUUGUCUUUUCCUCCCGCCGAGUUGUUUUGGUCCUGGAUCGGCACUGUUUGACCACCGUGACCUCUUCUUCUUCUUCUUCUUCUUCUUCUUCUUCUUCUUCUUCUUUUGUUUUAGUUUAGAAACCUGCCACAUUCAGCGAGAGUUUAAUCAGGAUACAAAGCUGAACGGAGCAGGAAGUCAUUCCCCGCAGUUGUUUCUAAAGUCUGAUGUCAGCAGACUGUUGGAUCGCAAAUUAUUAUUAUUAUUUUUGAAAAUUAUGACAGGAAGUUGUGACUUUAAGUGUUUUGAGUAAAAAAAUUUUAUUUUUCAAAACGGUCAUUGACUGCUUUUUCCCAUCUCGACGUGUUUUACCGUAACGCCACGUGGACAUUUUGCUUUUCCUGCUGACUUCCUCGCCGUUGUGUCCCACCAGCGGAGAGAGGAAGAGGAACAGAUGGUGUUUAGUUUUGUUUUUUUCCUUAAUUUAUUGAGUGUUUGUUGAAGAGUGUGUUUUUGUUUGCAGCCCUCGCCCGCCGCCCCGCGCGCACGUCUGUGGCGGUCCUGGUUACCUCAAACCCUGGAAAGACAAAAAAAAAAAGAAAAAAGAACUGAUGUGUGCGUAUCUGUAAAGUGAAACCCUCGUCAUUCCUCCGGAUUCAGACUUGUUUUACCUCGCGCUCGCCCCGCGUCUCUCGCCCGCCCUUCAGAGUCAGUGUGAGGUUUUGAGAGAGGGAUGUUGUCGGUGAAAUGCUGCUGUUUUUUCUUUUUCUCUUUUGGUUUGUUGUUUUUAGUUUAAGGCUCAGGUGUCCCGUUAUAGACUAUGAAUUGUACAAAGCCACACGAGGAGGCACCAGUAUUGAUCCUGGUUUGGAUUAUCAGGACGGAAAGAGGUGAAGAACAGUAUCCGAUGCGACGCCGCGAGAAGUCUGACGUUUCGUGGAAGAGCGUCGACUCUCUCGUGAUGUGAAUUCUGUUAUUUUUGUCCUGUGACGUCAAACUGACGGAUGAUGUCGUGGCCGCCGCGGGCGACAAAAUGAAGUCUGGGUUCAUUUCCGCAGUGAAGCCCGACGCGACCGUACUGCUGGUUUUGCUGGUUUUGCCUGUUUUAACAACAGAUUUUGUCACCUUUCCUCCAGUUCACCAAAUCAUCUGCUGUUUGCUUUCAGCUCAGUGACGAAGGACUUCCCGUUAAUUGAUAAUCCAUCACAGUCAACUAAUGAAUGUUUUCAUUAUCAGUUAAUUGUUUGGUCUAUAAAAUGUUCCCAUUCCUUCAAAUCUCUCGUUUUUAUCUGGCCAGCAGUCCAAAAACCCCCCAAACCCCCCAAACACACAUUCAGUUCACUACAAGACAAAGUUCAGAUUUAACGUAAACCGUUAACACCUUAUCAAAGUUGUUGCCGAUUAAUUUUCUGUCCAUUGACGAAUCAAUGAAUGGACUAAUUGUUGGAGCCGCUGGGCCCGGACGCUGCUCUCCACAGUGGUGCGUUCAAAGACGCUCUGACUUUCUACCAACUGAAUUUUUCUAAUAUGGAAAUUGUAGCCCAGAUUGUCAUUUGCCUUAACUUGAUGCAAAAACUCGAAGGGCGCUCGGAGAGAUGGAUUCCUCCUCGUGGUCCUGACGCUGCGUCAGUUCAAUACAAACCUGCACCCACAGCAGAACUCUGCAGAGGGUUUAGUCUGCCAGCUGAUGUGUGGGGGGAAAUGAAAGUGUACAAGACAGUCAAACGUGUAAAACCAUCAGUAUGGUCGUCUGGCUUCUGGUGGCCCCGAGACAUUCGAUCCCUUUUUGACUGCGGGAACUUUUCCAGGAACCUUUUUUUUUUUUUUUUUUUUUUUUUUUAGGAUCUCAGGAACUUUAACGAUGAGACGGCGCCGGACGCUCUGCAACAACUCAGACAGCGUGACGGCCGGCCACCUCGGCAUUCAAACAUCACAGCAGUUCGUCUCUAACCCGGCUGUUUUGGUUCAGUUUAUUUAAACCUCAUGAGAACACACUGAAGGAGCCGUUACUUCCUGGUUCAGUUCCUGUGGCUCCUCAGUUCCUGGAUCAUGUGUGUUUUGUUUAAAUGGUGAGAAGCUGCGGUCAAAACGUUCUCAGAUGAAUAGUUUUUUCUUGUGCACGUCCUGAACCUCCAGCAGGCGGGGCCCCCGAGCCUCCGGGCCCCCGAGCGUCCUCGUUGAUCCCUCACAGUUUCCUGAACCCCUGAAACCUCAGCUCCUCCUCUACAGGAACACAGCGAGUCUCUGGCGGCCUGACUUGUAUAUCUGCAUGUGUAUAUUUAUUAUCCCAUGGAGAGCGUUUGGGUUUGAAUGCUGUGCAAUGGUUGAGUUUGUCGACGACGACGAAAACGUACAUUUUGUGGUCAUUUUAUUUAAUUCAUCUUAGGAAGUGAUUUUAUUAGAAGUUUUUGUUUUUGUUUGUUGUGAUCUAAUUAGAUUUUUAGGAAGCCAAAAGUCCGGAGAACGUUUUGAUAAUUGUUCCUCAAAAAAACCCAGAGAGGCUGCGCACGCCGCCGGCACGGACGCGUUCCUUUAGCAGCGGCGCUUCAUUCUGAUCACGUGACUCAAACGCCGCUACCUGAAAUAAACGCGUCGGUGUAAACUGUGACCUCAAAUUACAACUUCACUCCCUCAAAUUGCUGAAUCAGUUUGCUUAAAUUAACGGUAAUAUUCUCUUCUUCUUCUUCGUCUUCUUCAUUCGUCUUCUUCUUCAUUCUUCGUCUUCUUCCUUCUUCUUCUUCUUCUUCUUCUUCUUCUUCUUCCUUCUUCUCUUCUUCUUCUUCCUUCUUCUUCUUCCUUCUUCUUCUUCUUCUUCUUCUUCGUCUUCUUCUUCUUCUUCCUUCGUCUUCUUCUUCUUCUUCUUCGUCUUCUUCUUCUUCUUCCUUCUUCUUCUUCUUCUUCUUCCUUCGCUUCUUCCUUCGUCUUCUUCCUUCGUCUUCUUCUUCUUCUUCUUCUUCUUCUUCUUCUUCUUCGUCUUCUUCUUCUUCUUCUUCGUCUUCUUCCUUCUUCGUCUUCUUCCUUCGUCUUCUUCUUCUUCAUUCGUCUUCUUCUUCUUCAUUCGUCUUCUUCCUUCUUCUUCUUCUUCUUCUUCUUCUUCUUCUUCUUCUUCCUUCUUCUUCUUCUUCCUUCGUCUUCUUCUUCUUCUUUUAUUCCCUAAACGCUCCAACUGAACUUGGACAUCACAGGAUGAAUUUGGCGUUUAAAAAAAUAAUUAGGACCUGCAACUAAUUUUCAUAAUCGUUUUUUAUCUCCAAAAAAAAAAACCUCACGAUGUCUCCUAGAAAUUCCGUUCAUGCGCUGCUGAUUGUUUUCAUUUCUCCGUGGUUAGAUUUCGGCGACAGAAGCACUUUGGUGAAGUUUAGAGAGCGACUGUGUUUCAAAGUAAACGCGUCGUCUCGCCCAAAGCUUCACCGUAAAAACGUGAGCCGUGCUCCGGUCGCUGCGAGCAGCUUAUCGCACAACAGAACUGGCGAAACGUUUUGCCGUUAUGUUGUAAAGAUCCAGCUGCCGUUAGCUUUCUUCCACAGCGCGACGCAUACAAACGUAAACUGCUGCGAGACGAGGUUUCUGCGAAAGUCUGAGAAAUCCCUUAAAAAGAAAAGCAGCGAGUCGUCACGUCGCAGGAGCUGCAGCUACAGACCGUUUCUGCUUGAAAAACGCCGACUGGCUUUCCAUCUUUCGACUGUUUCGACUCUAAAGUGAAUAAACAAACAUUAAAUCGAAGCUACGGCAUAAACUCAGCGCGGAAAGAAGUAAUUUGAGGCAACGAUUGUUAAUUUGAAGCUCAAAUUUUUACUAAUUUAGGAAACAAUGAGUCAAAACUUUUCCCUUUUGGACUUUUAAUUUUCUUUGUUUCUUUUCUGUUGUUGUGUUUAGUAGAGAUGCUUCCAGGCGAGGAGCAGGUUUUAAACCGGUGACCUGUGUUCGGUCUUUUUCCCUCCCUGCACGCUGUUCGCAGAUCAGCUGACGAGCGCGUUCAGAGCCUCCGCUUCAGCGCUCGUCCGUUCACAGAUCAGCCGGCAGGCGUUGAAGACGGGACGGACGGCCGGUCAUCUUUAGACGUUAGACUCGUUUUUCUUCUAUGAAAAGAAACUUGAUGUUUUUAUUAUUCUAAAUAUGAAACUGAUGUUUUAAACAGAUGUUUUUGUCUCAGUUUUAGCAAAAAGUUUUUGGUUUUUUUGUUUUUUUUGACUUGUGUUCCCAACAAAUACUUGAAUUUCUUAAAAAAAAAAAAAAAAUGUUUAGAGUUAAAGUAGUGAAUGAUAAAUAAAAAUAAAUGGACACUGGAUAAUAUUCCUCUGCCACGUUCAGAAGUCUUUUCUCUCCAUCUUUACUUCGAAGCGCCAACGAGAUUCUUGUUUGGGCAUGAUGUCGCAGGGUGUAAAUAACUCUUUCCCAAUCUGUGAAAAAAGUUUGUGGUUGUAGAUUAAAAAACUCUGCGUUCAGCUGUGAAAGCAAA
Siniperca chuatsi (mandarin fish) is the source of this 8784-nucleotide messenger RNA. It is a transcript of the gene nlk1, whose product is annotated as nemo-like kinase, type 1. Gene Ontology annotation, biological process: protein phosphorylation; intracellular signal transduction. Gene Ontology annotation, molecular function: ATP binding; MAP kinase activity. The transcript is spliced from 11 exons. Gene Ontology annotation, cellular component: cytoplasm; nucleus. Lineage: Eukaryota; Metazoa; Chordata; Actinopteri; Centrarchiformes; Sinipercidae. The coding region runs from base 2251 to 3576 and encodes 441 amino acids. The record is from RefSeq and is a predicted model, not a curated record.